Molecule: messenger RNA, 552 nt
Organism: Folsomia candida
Lineage: Eukaryota; Metazoa; Arthropoda; Collembola; Entomobryomorpha; Isotomidae
Product: cold and drought-regulated protein CORA
Exons: 6
Coding region: 145-441 (98 amino acids)
Source: RefSeq, a predicted model, not a curated record
GCCCAAGGAAUUUGAUGAAUUGCAAUCUUAACCCUUUACGGAAAAAGGUGGUGUGUAUAAAAGUGGAGUCAAUUCAAUGCCCUAAUUCACUUGUUGUUUGACAUCAUCAAAAGAACAGUAUCAAAACAAAAUCUCAAAAUCGAAAUGAUGAAAAUUAUCGUUGUUGUUCUCGCUGGGCUUUGUGCCGUUGCUUACGCUGGUGGGGGUCACUACGCUGUGGAUUACGGAUUCCAUGCUGGAGGUCAUGGGGGUCAUGGUGGAUAUGGUCAUGGGCACGGUCAUCACGGCCACGCCAAGGUUAUGGCACAUCAAAACAACCAUCACUAUAAAUUCGGAGUCACCGAACACGGACAUGGGGGUCAAAGACAUCAUUGGCAAACAGCUGAUACUUCCUACGGGGGGCACGGGCACGGUGGCCACGGGGGACCAUACGGAUACUGAUAAGCUUGAAAACUUGACUGCGAAAAAUUAAUUAUAUAAAUCAAUAAUAUUAUUGCGAUUUAAACGCCACUCGAGUGAAAUAAAAUGUUCUAAUUGAAAUCAAAUGAUUAA